GCACUGUACCAGGAUGUCUGGAAAGCAAACCAUUUUCCUCACGGGUGCGACGGGCUACAUUGGUGGAUCUGUCCUCUGGCGUCUCCUCAACCACAAGGACGCGAAGAACUUCCAUUUUAAAGUGCUCGUCCGCGAUCCAGCAAAGGCAAAACUACUUCAGGAAAAGUUCGGUGUAGAGGCGGUCGUUGGAAGCCACUCGGAUGCUGACAAGGUUGAGACACUCGCACAUGAGGCGGACUGUGUCAUCACUACAGCGGAUGUGGACGAUCUCGGCGCAGCGAAAGCCACUCUUCGUGGAAUGAGGAAGUACCAUGAGAAGAACGGGAAGGUACCAAUCUAUAUUCAUACUUCCGGGACGGGUGUUCUUGCCGACAAUGCUGCCGGAAUGUAUGCAACUGAGAAGAUAUACGAUGACUCCAAGGUCGAGGAUAUCGAGUCUCUCGAUCCAAAGACGCAAAUUCACCGUGAGGUCGACAUAGAAGUCGUGUCGGCCGAUCAAGCAGGUCGUUAUGUCAGGACCUAUAUCAUUCUCCCAUGCACAAUCUACGGGAUAGCGAAGAAUGGACUUACAGAGGCGGGAAUUCAGAAUCCACACUCGAUCCAAGUCCCUGCUCUGAUUCGCGCAAGUAUCGAUCGCGGACAAGGAGGUAUGGUCGGUCUGGGCAAGAAUAAAUGGCCAAACGUACAUAUUGAUGACGUUGCCGACUUGUACAUUGUCCUGUUCGAUAAGAUCCGUGCGGACGUAAACAGUAUCCCUCAUGGUCGUGAGGGCUUCUAUUUCGGUGCUUCAGGCGAGCACGACCUGUACGAAGUUGGUAAGGCAGUCGCUCAGGCCCUUGUUGAACUUGGACGAGGCAAGAGCCCGGAGCCGACAACGUUUACUAAGGAAGAGAUUGAUAAAUAUUUCGGAGGUUCUCCUUACCUAGGAUCAAAUUCACGUUGCAUCCCUAACCGAUCGCUUGCACUUGGUUGGAAACCGGUACAUACAACGAAAGAUUUCCUCGCGUCGAUUAAGCCAGAAAUUGAGGCACUCAUUGCGUCAGGGAGACAUAAGCAGGGAAACGAGAAGCUGUAGUAACUAAGGAACUCAUGUGUACAUCAUGCCAGAAGCAAUAAAUGAAAUGCGCAGUUUGGCCAAUGAAUAACCG
Molecule: messenger RNA, 1148 nt
Organism: Fomitiporia mediterranea MF3/22
Lineage: Eukaryota; Fungi; Basidiomycota; Agaricomycetes; Hymenochaetales; Hymenochaetaceae
Product: NAD-binding protein
Exons: 8
Coding region: 14-1075 (353 amino acids)
Source: RefSeq, a predicted model, not a curated record